AUGUUAUGAAGAAAUAGGAUAAAUCCUCCGGGUGGAGAUGGGAUUUUCCAUUCAUGAGAAACGCAGAUUUGGCUUCAUGAGAUACCGGUAUUAAAUGGUUUUCGGUGCUGCUGGAAUGUACUCGUAUGUGGUUUUUACCAUUAUAUUUGUUUUGGGGAGAGUUGAGGGGGCGGUUUUCCUUUGUGCAGUCACACCCCGCUGUCCCGGAUCUCGAUAGUCCGGAUACCUCGCUUUCCCGUGUGAAUUUCUGCGAGCUCUGAAUUUCUUUUCCACCAAAACCUCACCCGCUGUCCCGGAUCCCUCGCUGUCCCAGACAAAUUCUUCGGAUUUUGACCGGCCGGGAUAGCGAGGGGUGACUGUAUAUUGGGUCUCGGAUUUAAACAAAAAAAAAAAACAAUGGCAAGGACCGUCACGCACUGGAGCAAGUAUGUACUCGUACGGACGAAGCCCCACUAAACAAGCCUUCAACACCCGCUCCGCAACUUUUAGUUUGACAAAUAUUUGAUCGCUAGCACCACUUAGCACCGCCAAGCCCGUCCCUUCCCACGGCACGUAGUGAAUUUUUAUCUUAAAGCGAGCAGAACAUUGGGGACGGGCAGCCUAUAAACACAAACCACCACCACAAUGCCCACAAUCAAAGAACCCCGCCACAAAAAGCGCGAUCCCGCAGCCGGCUCGGACAGGCACAGCGAAAAAGACAGGCGGAAGAAGCGUAAACCGAAGCGCAAAAUCUCGGACCUCGACGUAUCGGAUGCUGAGGAAGGGACCCCCACAAUCCCACCAGCCGCAGGGUCCAAGAAGAGGGAGGAAGAGUCCAAACGGAAAAGUCUCAAGAAAAACUCCAAUGGAUCAAAUCCGCCCACCACUGUGGACGGAUCUACCGGAGGGAAGGGAGAAGAAGGAAACACCACCACAACUCCCGCCCACCGUUUCAUAGUAUUCAUCGGAAACCUCCCCUACACCACCACCCACCCGCAACUCCAAUCGCACUUCUCCUCCCUGCAGCCCUCGAGCAUACGGCUGAUAACCGGCAAGAAUCCGCCGCACACGUGCAAAGGCUUCGCCUUCCUAGAAUUCACUUCCUACGACCGCAUGAAGUCCUGUCUAGCAAAGUACCACCAUAGCAUGUUCUUGGAUAGGAAGAUUAAUGUUGAGCUUACGUACGUUUUCCCUGCCUCCAUUGUAGCCAAGAAAGUGCGGAAAAUAGCUGAUAGGACGGGCGCAGUGCCGGUGGAGGCGGAGCAAAAAGUAAGGACCGGAGGGAAAAGCUGCGCGCAAAGAACGUGCGGUUGAAUGACCAGCGCAAGAGGAGAAUUGAGGAGGAGGAGAAGCUCAAGGGGGAGAAGAGGGUCAAGAGAGCUGCUGAGGGUGAAGGUGGUAGUGAAGGAGGUGUUCAUCCGAGUAGACGGGGUAACGUCAAAGCUUAAAUGAGGGUCGAGAUAUUGUGUAUAAUAAUAUAAUACGCUCUAGUGUCACGA
Tuber aestivum (summer truffle) is the source of this 1478-nucleotide messenger RNA. Lineage: Eukaryota; Fungi; Ascomycota; Pezizomycetes; Pezizales; Tuberaceae. The record is from the annotation of a GenBank genome assembly.